Molecule: messenger RNA, 1206 nt
Organism: Penicillium coprophilum
Lineage: Eukaryota; Fungi; Ascomycota; Eurotiomycetes; Eurotiales; Aspergillaceae
Product: alpha/beta hydrolase
Exons: 1
Coding region: 1-1206 (401 amino acids)
Source: RefSeq, a predicted model, not a curated record
AUGACAGCUAGCGAGAUAGCUGGUUCUUUCUUUAAAUAUGCGUCAAUACCAGUCGCUGUUGCAGUGGGGUUAUAUGCGAUCCUCCUGGGGUUACUCACCACAUCAACAUUCCAAUCACAUGUGGUUUAUCUGCACGCGAUCCAGAUGACAUGGUUCAAAGACCUCAAUGUCCCCGAAAAUUUCGGGUUCCUAAGGAAUCAAGUCACUCCGUUCUCCAUCAGAACCAGAGACGGUGAACAGCUGUACGCUUGGCAUAUUCUUCCCGUGGAAUUGUAUCGCAAGCAUCAAAUACCUCUCAUCGAAGAGCCCGUAGGCUUUGUAUCCGAUAUCACAUCUCGACUGGGAUUUCAAUUACUGCGAGAGGACCCCGAUGCUCGUUUGAUUCUUCAUAUGCACGGUGCUGGGGGAACCGUAGCCUCAGGUUACCGGGUCCCAAAUUAUCGUGCGCUGUCAGCGGGGAAUCCAGGGAAAAUCCAUGUUCUGACAUUCGAUUACCGGGGAUUUGGCAAGAGUACUGGGUCACCAUCUGAGACCGGGCUCAUCAUCGAUGCCCUCGCUGUGGUAGACUGGGCAAUGAAUGUGGCAGGAAUCCCUCCAUCUCGAAUAUUGAUAUUUGGUCAAUCGAUGGGCACAGCUGUGAGCAUUGCUGUAUCCAAGCAUCUUGCUGUACAAAAUCCACCGAUAGUUUUCGCAGGCACGGUGCUAGUUGCGCCAUUUGUGGACGUCGCAACAUUAGUCUCAACUUAUCGGAUUGCGGGUACCGUGCCAAUCUUGUCGCCAGUUGCGAGAUUUCCUUUCCUCUUCAAAUAUCUUCAACGAUUCAUUCGAGACAAAUGGCUGAGCAAGGAUUGUAUUGCACAAUACAUUCGGGCGAAUGAGAUGAAUGGAGAGAAAUACCGAAUAGCAAUAAUCCAUGCCGAGGAUGACUUUGACAUUCCAUGGCACCAUUCUCAACUUGUGUUCUGGCAUGCGGUGAAUGCUUCGAUGCCUGUGGGGAUCAGUUAUGACGACCUUGAACAAAAGAAACUCGACUCGAAAGUAGAUAUGGGAGCUGCCGGUUCCAUGAUGGAAUGGAAGACGGGAAAUGGGGUCAUUCGUGAGGAAAUUUUGAAGACUGGAUUGCACGAUGUGAUCAUGGGGUAUCCGGUGGUAACAAUGGCAGUGAUGCGAUUUUUUGAGGCGGCAGAUCCAUCAUUUACCUCCUAA